Cylicocyclus nassatus is the source of this 316-nucleotide messenger RNA. Lineage: Eukaryota; Metazoa; Nematoda; Chromadorea; Rhabditida; Strongylidae. The record is from the annotation of a GenBank genome assembly.
UGUUCGGCUGAGCACCAACUCUUCAGCUUGUCCAUGUAACAUCACAAGUAAGUGUGAUUGAAUUUUCGGUAAUGCCAUCGAAAAGCAGUAAUGGUUGCUUGGGAACUAUUCUCAUUUACGGAAGAAAGAAAAGGCCUAAAUCUUUAUAUGACGUACGUUCUCACCCUAGAAAUAUGUUCUUGCGAAGAAAUCUUCACAAUGCGCAUUUCAAGUCAAGUUCUUUCAUUGGUUGCGGAAUAAGGACAUAGAAGGCUUGUAUAUGCAGAAGCUCAGUUUCAAGAAGAAAACGUCUUGCUAGUAAAAUUUGUUGUCGAAC